AUGACUGAAGAGGAACCGAACGUCUUCCUGUUCUAUCCGAACCUUAUCGGAUACGGCCGUAUCAUUCUGGCCAUUCUUGCUUGUUAUGCGAUGGGCGAUUGUCCAGUGACCGCCAUGCUUUGUUAUGCGAUAAGUGCCGGACUGGACGCUGUUGAUGGAAUGGUGGCAAGAAAAUAUCAACAAAGCCCAUGGCCCUCUGCAUGGCUCUAUAUGAGUACAAUAAUUGACAUUGCCUCACACUGGCUUCAUCUUCAUGCUAGCGAUCUGAGCCGUUCUGAUACGCAUAAGAAAAGCAACAAUCCGAUCUUGCACCUUUAUUAUACAAAUCGUUCGUUCCUUGGAUUCAUGUGUGCUGGUAACGAAGCAUUUUACUUGAUUCUCUAUGUUCGCGCAUUCUGGCCAGGACCAGCUAUUUUUGGGGUUCACCUGCUCUCAUAUCUUGCCGCUAUUGUAUUUCCAAUUGCACUCGUGAAAUCUGCCAUAAGUUUGGUUCAUCUAGUCACUGCAGCCCAAAUAGUUGCAAAGUACGACACUGAUGCCAUUCUCGCUAAACGACCUCCAGUCGCUAAAACUGAAUAA
Molecule: messenger RNA, 579 nt
Organism: Cooperia oncophora
Lineage: Eukaryota; Metazoa; Nematoda; Chromadorea; Rhabditida; Trichostrongylidae
Source: the annotation of a GenBank genome assembly